Messenger RNA from Venturia canescens, 2333 nucleotides. RefSeq lists its product as uncharacterized. Bases 215 to 1549 code for a protein of 444 amino acids. The transcript has 6 exons. Lineage: Eukaryota; Metazoa; Arthropoda; Insecta; Hymenoptera; Ichneumonidae. The record is from RefSeq and is a predicted model, not a curated record.
GCUAAUGUUUUUUGUGGAUCAGUACGACAGGGAUAUAGCUAUUCUCCCUCAAGCCCCUCAAAUCGAGAGUCAUGCAUAUAUGCGCGCAGUUGCCAUAAGAUUGAGUGACAUAACCUUGUAUAUUGUCUCAAUGUCUCAAUAAUAUCAAGCACGUGUCAUUUGUGGAUUUUCUGGUAUCCGCGAGAUCUUUGUAGUGUCAAGUGGAAUUUUUAUCAUGACUACCAAUUCUUGUGUGGUUCCAACGUGCAACACGGGAUGUAAAUCUAUAAAAGAAAAACGAUCGGUGUUUAAAGUUCCAUCGAACAUCGAACUCCGUAAAAAAUGGAUCGCGGCAAUUCCGGGGAUUAUCGAUCUGAUGCCGUCACAAUUUGUGUGCGAAAAACACUUCCUCGAAUGUUAUAUACGAAAAAAAUGGACGAAAUGUGACUCGGAUGGUCGAGUUAUUGCAGAAGCGUCGUAUUCACAUGCUCAACUUGAUCCAAUGGCAGUACCUUCUGAAUUUGACAAUUCAAUCAAGAUGGAAAAUGACUCUAUCACUGAGUAUUCCUCUCCUAUAGAAAAGCAAAUAAAUGUGGAACACAACUACUGCUCUUGGGAAGAAAAAUCUAUUGUUCAUAAAGCAGAUCACCCAAUGAAUAUAGCAAUUGAUACUUCAACGAAUGAAGAAAAGGAAUAUCCAGUAAAUAAGCCUUUAGAUCUUGGAAUACCCAAAAGCGAUACACCGGUGAUUCAUCUUCCUCUGUCCACACAGUCCUUGACUAUGAAUUGCUCAAUAAUUAAGAAUGAGAAUGAAAUUAUAAAUCCUCCUGUACAAGAUGUUGAAAACAAUAAAAUUGUGAAGUCGGAAGCUUCGAUUAUUAAAAGCAUUCAAGAUCAACAGACUAAGAAUGACAAUACACCAGAAAAACAUGACUGUCAUUUUUACUUUUCAGAAGUCACUUUCAUCUGUACUACGGAAGGAACAAUGGAAUCCAUUUCAAUACCGAAACGUUGGGCUGUCUGUCAACUGAUGACGGACAACUGCAGUGUUCUUCUCUCAUACUAUGUAACCAAGAGAGAAAAUGGCGAUAGUUUACCAGUCAUGGAAAGAAAUGUGAAGCUCAGCACCAACAAAGAGCUGCGUUAUUAUGUGUAUGGGCGGGUUGUUGAUGUUGGAGGAUGGAGUCUCCCUCAAGUAUUGAAUGACGUAGGUUCAUUGCCGCAAGCUUUGGAAAAGUUCAAAAAUACAAAUCUGUGCAACGGUCUUGGUGCCAUUAACCAUCAUCAUCUAUCGUCGGAUAAUGUAUUCAAGGAUUACGUUGACCGAUGGCAUCACAAAAACUGUACUUUAAUCUCGAAAUUCAAGAGGUGCGCUCACUGCAUAAAAAUGAGAGGCGCAGUGUUGAAACGAGAGUUGAGAUUAAAAACAGUAGGCCCCCCAAAGCGUAUUAGUCAAUCUUCCAACCCGAUUGACCAAGCUAAAUUGAUUGCACUGCGAAAAAAAAAUGCUUGUGAAAGACGAAUGCAUAAUAGAGCUCAACAACGUAUUCGUUCAUUGACGAAGGCUUGAACGAUGCAUCAACCAAAAGCUAUUAUAUUAGCUAACAGAUGUUUGAAAUGUCGUUCUCGUGGCUCAAGAAACUUUGUUUCAAGAAAUAAUUUCAGUCCCAAAACAAACGGACGGCGGUAAUCAGUGCUACAAGGAAUGAUCGAUUACAGCAGGGUGCCCAUUUAGAGCGUUGAAAAAAUAUGAACAACUGACAGAAGUCAUACAAGUAAAUCACUGAAACACCCUAUUAUUGAACGUUUCAAUUAAUUAAACAAAUGGAGGCUUCUAUUUUUGUACGAAACGAGAAUACCAAGAAAUGUCGACUGAUACAUUUUCAAACGACUGAAGGCUUUAAUAAACUAAUCAAAAAUGAAAGGCCCUGAACUUCCACGAGUUUCAAAGGACCAGCGAGGUAUUAGAAGGCCGCACAAAUGAAAAUGUUUGUAAUAAAGUUACCAAAUUUACACACAGUGUUAUAUCUGGUGGCUUUGAAAGCAUACAAAACACUUGGCUCGAAACAGGUCCCCUACAACUUUCUGCUACAAACUAUAUUUCUGUCAUUCUAAAAAACCAGGAGGUUCAACUGCUUGAAGAAAGCAAUCGUACUGACCAUGACAUUAGUUAUUGACAAUGAAUGGAACAACGAUGAUAAGUUAAUAAAAAUUACUAUGUUACGAAGAAAUAUGGUAGAUAAGAGAAAUCUGUAUACUGUAUAUAUUUGAAGAAAUUUUUUAGGAACAAAAUGAAGUUUCAUUCAUAAAUUGAACAUGCAUUCUUCGAUAAUAAAUUGGUUUGAAAAAUCAAA